ACUAAGCUCAGUUACGUAUUUAUGAUAUACAGUACGACAAACAAUUAGCACACGACGACAACUAAUAUAGGGUGUGAGGUGAACAUUUAAAGAUCCAUGGCUUUCCAAAUCCAGGAAACACGUCCAGUUCCAGUAGAACCUAGAAAAACAGACCCUCUAAUAAAAUACAUCAUAGAGAAGAAGCCAGAGAGGCUUCACAGUUUAAUCAGAGGCAGAGACAGAGAUAUUAAUGGACUGUACUUUUCUGAGGACUGGAAUGAUGACGUUACACUAUUAACAGCAGCAGUCAUAUGCAGAAAUGAAGAAAUCUGCUCUUUAUUGCUUAAAAACUCAGCUGAUCCAAACAAACAGUCAACAAAUGGAAAAAGUCCUCUACAUUAUGCAGCUUUUACAGCUGGAGUUCCUCUGAGUAUUGUGAAAAGAUUACUUGCAGCAAAAGCUAACCCAAAUGGACAUGAAUCACAAAAGUGCUCUCCAUUGCAGUUUGCUGCCGAACAAGACCGUGAAGACAUUGUGAAGGCACUUCUAGAAGCUGGAGCUUCGCCUGAAAGAAACUAUGGGUUAAAUCCAGAGAUUGAUAAAAAAGUGGAGAGAAUGAUUGACCGAUUCUCUUCACAGAGCGAAGAGUUUAGGAAAGUACAUCUGUUUUUCUCUCUUUUCUGUGCGAUUCGAGUGAAAAAGCAAACUGAGGUUUGCAGAAUAUAUCAGGAACAUUUCUUUGAGGAGCACCCGUUCAUUCAUAUAAUUUUGAUUGAGCACUACUCGUUUAACUUAGUUACUUGUGGCUUUGGCGCAAAUGCAGAGAAGUAUCGUCAGAGCGCCAUCGACUGGUUAAAAGACACAAAAAGCAAAGACAGAUACAUCGAGGGAGUCAUCAAGCGCUUCCCAAAACUCCCUAAGGACGAAAACUUGGCGAUUGUGCUGAACUGCUUAUGCUUUAAUUUAAUGGAUAUUGAAAGUGUUUCUCCUCAAGUUGUCAAUGAGCCUGUGCCAAUUCUAACAGACAGUCUUCAACACUUUGAAAACAACAACGUAGCAACGUGUCUUUUGAUACUUAGAAUGCUUUAUAACCUUAUAGAGAAGACAUCUGAGCAGAAACUGAGACUGAAUCACUCCGUCUAUGAGAAGUUAAGCAAAAGUGUAUUGCCUUUCACUCAAACUAAUGUUUUUUUUAUGGUUAGUGUUUGGGCUUAUGGACUGUUUGUCUAUGUUUAUGAGUUUGCUCCUGAACUUGUUGAAUUCACCUCAGUCCCGGAGAAUGUCAUUAAUGCUUCAUGGUUAGAGAUGGAUAAAUCCUUGAAAACAAAGCUGCAAAAGUUGGAUGAAUUGCUGAGACGUCGAGCAGAUUCAAGUGCAGUGGAGAGUUUAUGUGAGGAAACUGCGAAUCUAUCAACAUGCAGGAAGAAGAGGAGGAGGAAGAAAAAAAAUAUCCAGCAAGAAGUGGGAUUUCAAGAAGGCAAGCUGCCAUCGAAAGAGGAGACUCUGUUGAAACCCAUUGAAAAAUCCAACUUUAGUGCAAAACCAUUGAUACAGCCUGUUGAAAACCCAAAUAUCUCAAAAGGGUGGCUUCAGAAUAGCCAUCGAUGGAGGAGUAAACUCGAAAAGAUAGCUAAUAUGGGCAUUAAUGAUACUUAUAGGCUGGGAAGCCUUACGGUUGUACUUAGAGAUGAAUUUCUGAUUGCCAAUGGAAGUGAUGGGACUCAAGUUUUCCUUGGAUUGAGGGAUGACGGCACAGAGGUGGCUGUGAAACGAAUGGUUGGGUUUAUUUACAGAGUUCUCAAAAAUGAGAAGGAAUUUCUUCGACUUCCAGAGCUUGACAGUCCGUCCAUUGUGCGAUAUGUGGACUUUGCUGAAGAUGCUAAUUUUGGAUACCUUGUUCUUCAGCUUUGUGAGUACACACUGGAGGAGUAUAUCCAAGAUCAUCUACCACAGGACAAAGAUGAGAGAACUUUGGUUCUGAAGAAGCUGGUGAAGGAGGUUCUUUGCAGCUUACAGGUUUUACACGACCCACAAUUUGAAGUGCUCCAUUGCAACAUCAAACCCCAGAAUGUGCUGAUUGACAUCAGUGGGAAAGCUAGACUGGCAGAUUUUGGCAUACGUCAAAGACUGCGAACAAGUAUUGCUGGACCUAGAUGCUGGAGGGCAAAGGAGACCAUAGAUGAGGAGGUUAAUAUUGGGUAUAUGAAGAGCUCUGAUGUUCAGGUUGCUGGGAUGUUAGUGUACUACAUUCUCUCUAGAGGACACCAUCCAUUUGGGAAAGGGAUAUUUUGUGAAGUCAACAUUUUACAAGGAAGAUACUCACUGGAGCAUCUGGAUGAUGAUGUGGCGAAGGAUCUUGUUGAAUGGAUGAUCAAUGAAAAUCCAAACAACAGACCGACGGUGGAGCAGAGCCUUGCACACCCCUUCUUCUGGACUGACGAAAGGAGGGUCGAGUAUUUAAAAAUAAUUGGGAACCUGAAUGAGGCGGAGAACUGCCGUAAAGUGGACGAGGAGCUUCUUUAUGCUGUUGAAAAAUUCACUGAGGGAAAAAGCUUUUCUCAAUGGAAGACUAAAUUUCCGUCUGAACUGGUCCAGAAGCUGGAUGGUAAGAAGAAAGGCUAUCCUGAGAACACACUGGGCCUGCUGCGCUUUAUACGCAACCUACAUGAGCAUUAUCCAGAGGACGCAGAGAUCAUCAACCUGAUGGCUUUAUUCCCUGACCUCUUUGGGAGCGUGUUCAGGUUUGCAAAGGAUAAAGGAUGGCACUCCAGAGCGAGUCUGAAAAAGUUCUUCAGCUCCGUUCAACAGAUUUGAUCCUUGUUAUUUUUGGCUAGAGCAGGUACAUUGAUCCUGCACUAUGAGUGAGUUUAAAUGUAGGGUCGAUUUAGGAUCCUCAUCCUUGUCUGGGAUGAAAUUUAUUAUUCUCAGGAAAUAAAACCAUCAAAAAACAUUCACACAAUAUUUCUAAACACAAUAAUCUGUAUACUUUCAGUUGUUGCAUUAUUAUCAUGCGCAAAAUGUGUAAAUAUCUGCUACAGCUUCCUUAUAGAGGUAAUAAAUAUUCAUAUCAUCUGCCCAUAAAAGACUCUCAAAACCUCUUCAGCAUCAUUGUUAGUACUGAAACACUCUUCUGUGUUGUAAUACUUACCAUUGUUUGACUUGAAAAAAAUCACAUUGGUUGUUAUUCAUGUUCAACAUCUACAAUAAAUUCAACUGUAUGUAAUCCCUGCU
This is a messenger RNA of Danio rerio (zebrafish), 3210 nucleotides long. NCBI's taxonomy places the organism in Eukaryota, Metazoa, Chordata, Actinopteri, Cypriniformes, Danionidae. The record is from RefSeq and is a predicted model, not a curated record.